AUGGCACGCUACGAACGUUUUGAUGACGAUGUUCCAGCACCAAAAUACACAAUUACGACCAGAUCCAACAAUGAAAAACUUGACUUAAUCUUGACGUCGGACUCGACAUUAUCCAAAGAAGAUGAAACAACAGUUCGUCAUGCGUCAAUAACGUUAAAUAUUAUCUCAAUCUUUGUUAGCACAGUGUGCGGUUUCAUUACGUUUUUCUUAGCUGUAGAAGAACAAUCGGUAUCGGCACUUGGCUUUGCAGUAGAUACGAUUCUUGAUGUUCUAGCAUUUGCGACAAUAAUCUGGCGUUUUACUAGCUCACAAGAACAAGACAAACGCGAAGUCUAUGUUUUAAGAAUCUUAUCCGUACUCUUCUUUCUUUCGGGUUUCGGUGUAUUUAUUGAUUCAGUAUUUGAUUUACGCAAUGGAAUUCAUCCCAUACCAAACCAUUAUUUGGCUGUUGCUGUGGGCAUACAAACAUUCGUUUUCCUAUGUUUAGCCUUCGGCAAAUACACAGUUGCGAAAAAAUUGAAUGUGAUUUCUGCUUAUUCGGACGCAUUCAAUACAUUCAUUUCAGCAUUGAUGGCUUUGUCAGUCGCUGUUAGCACAACUAUUUACAAUUCGACAACUAAAUUUUGGUAUAUGGAUCCACUUAUUGGCAUGUUUAUUUCAGCAACAAUUAUGAUUUAUGGCAUUUGGAUGAUGUUUAAAUCGAUUCAAGGUCGUUUUUAA
Molecule: messenger RNA, 720 nt
Organism: Adineta ricciae
Lineage: Eukaryota; Metazoa; Rotifera; Eurotatoria; Adinetida; Adinetidae
Source: the annotation of a GenBank genome assembly